Molecule: messenger RNA, 1540 nt
Organism: Diatraea saccharalis (sugarcane borer)
Lineage: Eukaryota; Metazoa; Arthropoda; Insecta; Lepidoptera; Crambidae
Source: the annotation of a GenBank genome assembly
UAUUCUGUUUUAGGCUUGAGUUUAUUGGGGGGAUUGAGGAAGCCUACACUUCAAUUGCCACCAACUCUGGGCGCGGCGCCGUCGAAGAGCUUCGGCUCUGACGGUAUGUACAUUUUAUUUCUACUAAUAACUGACUUCGUUUAACACAAUGAGUAUGAAAAUGAUAGAUAAACAGUACCCGAAACGAAAGUAAAACCAAGAUUCGGAAGUUAUGUUCAGGUUAUGACUCUUUUUUUUUAUAUUUUUGUUUAUAUUAUUAUACUUUAUAGAAUAAUUGUUAAUUUAUUUGACGUGAAGUUAGUAAAUUUACGGAAUGUAAAGUUAUCGUAAGUACUACUUUCGAGUAGAAAUAUGAAAAAGACUAGUAUGUUCCAAUGAGUUUUAAAUUCAAUUCUUAUGUUACAUUUGAAUUUCAGUUCAAUGCUCUAUGUAUUACGGACCAACUCUUCAUAGAUAAAUAAACACUUUAUUGCACACAUAAUAAUAACAAUUUACAGAGAGUGAUAUAUUUUAUUUUAUUUUUGACAGCAUCUCUGCCUACGUUGUCAGCUAGCUUAGGUCGAUCGAGUUUGGAAUCUUCACCUAAGAAGAAAGGGCGUGGCCGUCCCAGGAAGAACGACAAAGACAAGUCGACUUCAUCACCAGAUCUGUUCAGCCCAAUGGCGUUAUCGGAUAAGUCAAGCCUGCCGGGAGUGGAGACCUCUCCUAAGAAAAAAAGUCGCGGCCGCCCCAAGAAGAACGACAAAGAUAAGUCUACGUCCUCACCAGAUAGCUUCAGGUAUAUUAAAUAAUAAAUGCUUUAUUAUAAAAAUUUAAUGAAAUCGAUCAGCUAGUAUUUACAUUAUUUGGUAAAUAUUAUGCUUAAUAAAUAACGUGUUAAAAUUACAGUUCGAAUAUCAAAAUAAUAGUAAAACUCAUAAAGUAUCCGUUUUAUUCCAAUAAUUCGGAUGCGCAAAGGUCGAGAUGUGGAUGCAUUGCAAUAUAGGUCGUAUUAUAUUUGUUUUUUGAAUAAUUACGCGUUAUUUGUUACAGUAAUUGAGACUUAAAUCGAUUUAAUUAAAGUUGAUUUUGGUUAAGCAGUUACUUGUAGGCAUCAAAAUAUCAUUGGCUUUAUUUUGCAUCUCGAUUCGAUUUUAUUUAUAGGGAAGGCAAUGGGGACAUUAUUAGGUUGAUGAUCUAUGUAUGAUUAUUAGGACAAUGCAAGGUGUGGGCGUGGAAGGUAAGCUGUCUAGUCCGGUGCCUGCAUCGUUCCUGCAUUACCGCGGCCCGCCGGGGGAAGUGGGCUCUGACAGCGAUCUAGCACUAUCCAGGUCGUCGAGUAGCAGCUCUGUAUGGUCACAGUCAUGUUCCUCGUGCACACAUUACGAUGACAAUGGCUCAGAUCACUCCUGCAUGAGCACCAGCGAUGGUUCCAGUAAUGGAGGACCGGAGUCUGAGAACGCAGGUCGGCGGUCACGUCGUGCGGUACAGACAGAUGCGUCAGAUAAUGAACCCACUACACCUAUCAAGGUAAGAAACGUUACAGAAAGAUACAACUAAU